Anoplopoma fimbria (sablefish) is the source of this 1638-nucleotide messenger RNA. It is a transcript of the gene tmem266, whose product is annotated as transmembrane protein 266. Lineage: Eukaryota; Metazoa; Chordata; Actinopteri; Perciformes; Anoplopomatidae. The record is from RefSeq and is a predicted model, not a curated record. The transcript is spliced from 10 exons. The coding region runs from base 1 to 1638 and encodes 545 amino acids. Gene Ontology annotation, molecular function: voltage-gated channel activity. Gene Ontology annotation, cellular component: plasma membrane.
AUGAGCAACCCACAGGCUCCUCCCAAGGCCGGAGCCUCAGAGCUGGAGGUGAUCUCCCAGCAAGUGGAGGAGGAAAACCAGUGUGUGGCCCCUGUCCAGCUGGUCAGCUUCGCCUACAGAGAUUUGCCUUUGGCCGCCCUGGACAUAUCGCUGGCUGGAUCCCAGCUCAUUUCAAACCCAGACGAAGAGGACAACAGAGACGGGUCGAACUGGCUAAAGCCAUGCUGUGGGCGAAGGGCAGCGCUGUGGCAGGUCUGUCUGCUGUCGGCGGGCUUCAACUGUUUCCUGGUGGCCUGUGUCAUUCUGGUGGUGGUGCUGCUAACGCUGGAGCUGCUCAUAGACAUCAAGCUGUUGCAGUUUAAUAAUGCAUUCCACUUUGCCAGCAUCAUCCACUGGAUCAGCCUGGCUAUUCUCUCUGUGUUCUUCACGGAGACGGUGUUCAGGAUCGUGGUGUUGGGGAUAUGGGAUUACAUAGAGAACAAAGUAGAGGUGUUUGAUGGAGCUGUCAUCGUCCUCUCUCUGGCCCCCAUGGUGGCCUCCACAGUGGCCAACGGCCCCAGCAGCCCCUGGGACGCUAUCGGUCUCAUCAUCACACUGCGCAUCUGGAGGGUCAAGAGGAUCAUUGAUGCCUAUGUGCUGCAAGUGAAGGUGGAGAUGGAGCUGGAGAUCCAGCAGUAUGAGAAGGCCAAGGCGGUGAGGGAGGAACAGCUGGACCGUCUCACCCAGAUUUGCCAGGAACAGGCAUUUGAAAUCAGGCAGCUGAGGGCCCACCUGGCCCAGCAGGACCUAGAUCUGGUAGCAGAGCGUGAAGCAGCCAUGCAGAUCCACCACAUGUGGGGUAAACAGAGCAACAGUUUCCAGGAGGUGGAUGGACUGGCCUCUGGGGCCUCAGAGCUUCGCGGGCCGACUAAAGCAAGAGAGCCUGGAGGGCCUGCAGCUCACCACGGUCAGGACGACAUGAACAACUACAUCAGCCAGUACUACAGCGAGGCGAGCAGCGAUAUGGGGAUCCCGGACCCUGCACGGGUCAUCACCACAGCAGCCAUAGAUGUGCACCUGCCCAACAACCCCAGCCAUCUUCCCUCCUCGUUGGUGAGUGCAGACGCGGUGUCGUCCAGUCGCUUGCAGCGCACCGGCAGCUCCGUCAGCGAAGCCUCCACCACCACGGUGUCCCGCAGCAGCUUCAGCAUCCGCCAGCACAGCAUCAGCAGUCACACGCUGGGCUCCACCACGGAUUGCAGCUCCACGGUGCGCGAGGCCUCCACCUCCACGGAUUACAGCGACCAACGCUGCUACCCUCCACCCUACAGCAGCCCUCUGGCCCUGGGCCCUCAGCCGCGGGGCAGUCCCAGCGCCGUGAUGCAGGAGCUGCUCUCCUCUCUUUCUGAGAAUACCUGUCUCACCCAGAAGGUCCUAGACCCUGUUAACCUCAAACCACCCAGCCCGGCAGGUUCCACCAAAACCAGCCCCGAGCUGGAUCACAGGGUCAACAUCUACAACAAGAGGAACCAGGAGAGCAGAAUUGGGCUGCACUCCAAGCCUCUCAUCCAUCUGCAGGGCAACGAGCCUCUUCUAGAGGAGAAGUACAGGAUGAUGGAGCCGGUAGACAUCCCGGUCAACCGUCUGUCAGAGACAUAA